Messenger RNA from Melopsittacus undulatus (budgerigar), 1937 nucleotides. It is a transcript of the gene HHEX, whose product is annotated as hematopoietically expressed homeobox. Lineage: Eukaryota; Metazoa; Chordata; Aves; Psittaciformes; Psittaculidae. Gene Ontology annotation, molecular function: RNA polymerase II cis-regulatory region sequence-specific DNA binding; DNA-binding transcription factor activity, RNA polymerase II-specific. Gene Ontology annotation, biological process: regulation of transcription by RNA polymerase II; cell differentiation. The coding region runs from base 90 to 932 and encodes 280 amino acids. The record is from RefSeq and is a predicted model, not a curated record. The transcript is spliced from 4 exons.
GCGGUGCCAGCACCCAUCCGCCGCGGUCGGGGCCGGCUCUCCGCAGGGGCGGCCGGGGGCGCGGGGGGUGCGCGGGCGGCAGCCGGGUCAUGCAGUACCAGCCGCCGGGCGCGGCGCCGGCGGCCCUGGGCGUCGGCGUCCCGCUGUACGCGCCCACGCCGCUGCUCCAGCCCGCGCACCCCACGCCCUUCUACAUCGAGGACAUCCUGGGCCGAGGCUCCGCCACCGCCCCGGCACCCCACUCCUUGCCCGCCCCGCCACCGCCGACGCUGCCGUCGCCCAACUCCUCCUUCACCAGCCUGGUGUCCCCGUACCGGACCCCCAUCUACGAGCCGACCCCUAUCCACCCGGCCUUUUCCCACCACCUCGCCGCCACCUACGGCACCGGCGCCUACGCCGGACCCCUCUACUCCUUCCCCCGCGCCGUCGGCGACUACGCUCACGCGCUGAUCCGCCAGGACCCCCUAGGGAAACCGCUGCUGUGGAGCCCCUUCAUCCAGCGGCCCCUGCACAAGAGGAAAGGGGGGCAGGUCCGCUUCUCCAACGACCAGACCAUCGAGCUGGAGAAAAAGUUUGAGACUCAGAAAUAUCUGUCCCCGCCAGAGAGGAAACGCCUGGCCAAGAUGCUGCAGCUCAGCGAGAGGCAGGUCAAAACGUGGUUUCAGAAUCGCAGAGCCAAAUGGAGGCGUCUAAAGCAGGAGAAUCCUCAGGCCACCAAAAAAGAAGAAGUGGAAGGUGCUGACAGUCACAGUGACCAACGGCCAGAGAACUGCCCGACCCCAGAGCAGAAGGGUAAGGAGGUGUCCCUGGACGGCUCACAGUACAUCCCCUCGCCCGCCUCACAGGAAGACCUGGAGUCAGAUGUCUCCGAGGAUUCUGAUCAAGAAGUGGACAUUGAAGGCGAUAAAGGCUAUUACAAUCCUACCCACUAAUGGCCCCAUGCAGAAAGUGGACCCUAACUUGGCUUGCACUUUACCAGGUGCUGGUUUGGAAGUAUAUUAUGCUAGAGGAGGAGAAAACUUUCACCAUUCCACUGAAAGCCAAAAAAACCCUCACCCAACACCAAAUAGACUCAUUUUAUAAUAAGCAGAGAAAGAAAGGUGUAUUUUCAGCAAAUGGUCAUUUUUUUGCGGAUCUCUAAUUUGGUUAAAGGAACAUGGUUUGUAUUUAAUUAUUUGUAAGAUAUAUUUGUACAUUAAUCGAUUUUCUAACUGGAAUAUAAUACUGCACCCUGUCCUUAUUGUGGAGGGUCUGAAUCAACUACUGUGAGUGAUCAGGCAAAACUCCUCUCUAACUAGUAUGGACGUGAGUAUGGAUUGCAGGCCUAAGCCCUUUUUAUGUGUAAACAAAUGUAGUUUAAAUAAGUUAAUUUAAACACCCUUUGCAAGCAGGGAAACACAUUCUGUGAAAUAGGGAGGGGACAAGUGCCUUAUGCUCACACCCAUUUACCUGCCAUGGUGUUCAUCAGGUAGAGUUUUUGGACAGAUUAAUUUUUCCUCUUGCAUGAGAUGAAAUGUGCCUUUCAGAAUUUCAAGGACUUUGCCUCCCAGUCUGGAUCAUUCCAUUUGCAGGGAAAUUAAAAAACAAACCAAAACAAAACCCCAAACAUUUUUCUUCUUCAAAAACCUCUAGCGCUGUUUUUACAGAUUUCAUAUUUGAGAGGAAAAUGCGGGGAGUGAUAGGGCCCUGCUGUGGGAGAGUAACUGGCAUCAGCUGUGAGGAUCAGUGAGGCACACAGCCCUGGACGAUAAUGCCUAUUGUAUACAUAUCUGCUUCUGUACAUACUCGUUUUCUUUAAAAGUCUUGCGGUUUUAUACCUCACGUUGUUCAUAUUUUGUACAUAUUUGUUCAGUGUCAGAAGGAAAAAAAAAAGGCAAACCCUGGUAUUUAAUUUUUGAUGAACUUGUCCGUGAAAUAAAACUAAACUCUGCACCACC